This is a messenger RNA of Trichoderma virens Gv29-8, 1818 nucleotides long. RefSeq names its product glycosyltransferase family 62 protein. The coding region runs from base 81 to 1295 and encodes 404 amino acids. Gene Ontology annotation, biological process: cell wall mannoprotein biosynthetic process; protein N-linked glycosylation. The transcript is spliced from 6 exons. Lineage: Eukaryota; Fungi; Ascomycota; Sordariomycetes; Hypocreales; Hypocreaceae. Gene Ontology annotation, cellular component: mannan polymerase complex. The record is from RefSeq and is a predicted model, not a curated record. Gene Ontology annotation, molecular function: alpha-1,6-mannosyltransferase activity.
CGACAUUCGAUAAAUCCCGUCUCCAGGCGCCAAUUGCGACGGCAACUUCUGGAAACCGAGGCGCUCUCUGAGAGAUCAUCAUGUUGCUUCCAAAGGGUGGAUUGAGCUGGAAGUCGGCGAGGGCGCAGAUCCCUCCGACCAGGGCAUUGUGGAACGCCGUGACGCGAACACGAUUUAUACUGCUGCUGGGAGUUACGGGAAUCAUCCUGCUGCUAUGGCGUGGCUUGUCCAGCUCGGCGUCGGAGAUGCAGAGCUUCUAUUGCUGGGGCCCGGCUAAGCCACCCAUGGAAAUGUCACCGAACGACCAUAAUAGAUGGAAUGGACACAUGCAGACACCAGUCAUCUUCAACCACCAUGCCCCUAUCGAAGUCAAUUCGAGUACAAUUGAGCACGUCGACCUCAACCCCAUCAACUCGUCCAAGCAGGCCCUCGCUAAGGAAGAGAGGAUACUUAUCCUGACGCCGUUGAAAGAUGCCGCACCUUAUCUGUCCAAAUACUUCGAGCUCCUCGCCGAACUGACAUAUCCUCAUCGGCUGAUCGACCUGGCAUUCCUUGUGUCAGAUUCUAAAGACGAAACCCUCGCCGUCCUUGCCUCCGAACUCGACCGCAUCCAGAAGCGACCCGACCAGAUUCCCUUCCACAGCGCAACGGUCAUUGAGAAAGAUUUUGGAUUCAAACUUAGCCAAAAUGUCGAAGAGAGACACUCCUUUGAGGCUCAAGGCCCCCGACGAAAGGCCAUGGGCAGAGCCAGGAACUACCUUCUCUAUACUGCUCUGAAACCGGAACACUCUUGGGUUUACUGGCGCGAUGUAGACAUUGUGGACAGCCCUACAGGGAUUCUCGAGGACUUUAUCGCUCACGACAGAGACAUUCUUGUUCCAAACAUUUGGUUCCACCGCUACCGCGACGGUGUGGAUAUCGAGGGUCGAUUUGAUUAUAACUCCUGGGUCGAGACUGAUCAGGGCCGCAGGCUGGCGAAUAGCCUGGACAAGGAUGUCGUUCUCGCCGAAGGCUAUAAGCAGUAUGACACUGGCAGAACAUACAUGGCAAAAAUGGGCGAUUGGCGCGAGAACAAAGAUGUUGAGCUGGAGCUCGAUGGCAUUGGCGGCGUCAACAUUCUUGUCAAGGCAGACGUGCACCGUUCCGGUAUCAACUUUCCUUGCUACGCUUUUGAGAACCAGGCCGAGACUGAAGGAUUCGCUAAAAUGGCCAAGCGUGCUGGCUACGAAGUCUAUGGUCUCCCCAAUUACGUUGUCUGGCAUAUCGACACUGAAGAAAAGGGUGGCAAUGCGUAAACACGACACGCGCCUCUGAAGAACUAAUUUUCGCUUCACGUGUCCCCAUAUUCUGCAAUAAUUCGGAUUGUUAUAUUGGCAACAAGGGCCAAUACUUGUACGAAGACUAAUGAUAUUACACUUCUCGCGGACCGGUUUCACGCUUUAGAUACGACCAGCCUUGAUAUUGCUAUGGAUAUGUCGAUAACCGGUUGGCGGUGAGUACGUUCUCUUGCAUGCUGCCGACGCAGACUGCCUGCUAGUUCGCACUCUUAAUAAUGAUGGGAUUUGUUUGGGAAGGCUUGCGCAUGUUUGGGCCGAGCCUGGAAAACAAUCGGCGAGCAUACCUUUUCUGCGGUGGUACUAGAUUCUGGCUACUUGCGUUGCGUAUAUUGGAGCUACUGGAAUGGAGAUUGCUACUUGUAUGAGGGCGGGAGCAAAUGGCAAGGCAGGCUGGGACAGUUUUGUAUGUUUGUGUUUUUGGGAGUUUAGAGUAGGCAUGGCAUAUCAUUCACACGGCCGACGGGCUUUUGAAUUUCUCCUC